GUGCUCCACUGCCCCUUCACUUGCGCUAGCUGUGUGCGCCUUUAUAACGCGGGGAGGCCAGUGCAGGGGGCAGAGAGCCCAAGAACGCCUCGGCUCCUCGGCUCCUCGCUCCUCUUCGAGAUCCGCGCGGGAGGCCACCUCCGCUGUUCCAAUUCAGGCGAGGUGCGCGCGGCUGUAGUCUGAAGAAACAGACAAGUUGCGAUUUUUGGGGUUCUUGGUCGAGCCGGUAGUUGGUACAGACAAACCGCGGGGGGGUUGGUACAUGUGAGAGUGGUUUCGAUGGCAUUUGGCCGAGGUGCUAAGAUGGAUGGCCGGCGACCAUCGUCGUCGUUGUCGUCGUCAUUCUGCACGACCACCACGGUCGUCGUGUUUGUGGCGCUCUGCCUGGUCGGCGCAUGGAUGAUGACAUCGUCCACCGUCUUCCCGCUGGAGAUAUCUUCGAAUAAGAAGUCGGAGGUGAGGAAACCGGCCCCAGCAGUUAACUUUGGUGCAGCAGAGGGGGCAGCAUCUGGCAAUGCUGGUGAAAGUUCUGAGAAAUUUGAGGAUACCGACAACAACGACAAUGCAGUCCAAGAAGAGUCAAAUAACAGGGAUGCCCCUGAGGAAGAGAAGUAUGCUGAGAACACGAUGGAGAAGACGGAGGAGAAGACUGAAGAAAAGGAGCCAGAACCACCAAAAAAGGAGGAGACUAAGGACACGUUUGAUGAUGCAAAUGGGAAAUUGGAAGGGCGGUCAGAUGAUGUAAAGAAGGUCGAUGAUGAGGAGAAGAGCGAGGAAAAGAAAGAUGAUGAGAUCACAAAUGAGAAAGGUGAUGAUAAAUCUGAUGGUGAGAGGAAAGAUGAUCAAGAAGAAAAGUCUGAAGGUGAUGCUAGUCAGGAGGAGCAGCCUCAAAUAGAAGAGAAGGUGGAAGAAAGUGGAGAGAAGGAAGAGAGCUCAAAGUCUGACGAGGUAUUUCCUGAUGGAGCUCAAUCAGAGCUUCUGAAGGAGUCAAAUGCCCAAAACGGUUCAUUCCCCACACAGGCUGCAGAGUCAAAGAGUGAGAAGGAAGUUCAAGCAUCAUCAAAGUCUUCAGGUGAUGAGACGAGCUAUAGCUGGAAACUAUGUAAUAGCAGUGACUCGACAGAUUACAUACCUUGCCUUGACAACGAGAAGGCUAUCAAGAAGCUUCGAACUACCAAACAUUAUGAACAUCGUGAGAGGCAUUGCCCUGAGGAGCCUCCUACCUGCCUUGUUCCACUUCCAGAAGGAUAUAAACGCCAAAUCGAGUGGCCGAAGAGCAGGGACAAGGUAUGGUACAGCAAUGUUCCACACACCAAGCUUGCAGAGUACAAGGGGCACCAAAACUGGGUUAAAGUCUCCGGUGAUUAUCUAUUGUUUCCUGGGGGUGGGACACAGUUCAAGAAUGGUGCACUCCACUACAUCGAUACGAUUCAGCAGGCACUGCCUGAUAUUGCAUGGGGCAAAAGAAGUCGUGUUAUUCUAGAUGUUGGCUGUGGGGUUGCCAGCUUUGGAGGCUACAUGUUUGAAAGAGAUGUGCUCACAAUGUCUUUUGCUCCAAAAGAUGAGCAUGAAGCUCAAGUACAAUUUGCACUAGAAAGAGGAAUUCCUGCAAUAUCAGCUGUAAUGGGCACCAAGAGACUUCCAUAUCCCAGCGGGGUCUUUGAUGUCAUUCAUUGUGCUCGCUGCAGGGUCCCUUGGCACACUGAAGGUGGCAUGCUUUUGCUGGAAUUGAACCGCCUGUUACGCCCUGGUGGUUACUUUGUCUGGUCUGCCACCCCUGUUUACCAAAAGCUUCCAGAAGAUGUUGAGAUUUGGAAUGCCAUGUCCUCUCUGACAAAGUCCAUGUGCUGGAAGAUGGUCAGCAGGACAAAGGAUAAGUUAAACCAAGUUGGUAUGGCCAUAUAUCAGAAGCCAACGGACAACAAUUGCUAUGAGAAAAGAUCAGAAAACAACCCACCAUUAUGCAAGGAAACUGAUGAUGCAAAUGCUGCUUGGAAUGUACCUUUGGAAGCAUGCAUGCACAAAUUGCCUGUUGGCCCGACAGUUCGAGGAUCAAAAUGGCCAGAGUCAUGGCCACAAAGGCUUGAGAAGACACCUUUUUGGAUUGAUGGUUCUCAAGUUGGAGUCUAUGGAAAACCAGCAAAUGAAGACUUCGAGGCAGACUACGCUCACUGGAAACGGGUUGUAAGUAAAUCGUACGUGAAUGGUAUGGGAAUCGACUGGUCCAAAGUAAGAAAUGUCAUGGACAUGAGGGCUGUGUAUGGAGGUUUUGCUGCAGCUCUGAGGGACCAGAAGGUCUGGGUUAUGAACAUUGUGCCAAUUGAUUCACCGGACACUCUGCCCAUCAUUUAUGAGCGUGGUUUGUUUGGUAUGUACCAUGACUGGUGCGAAUCUUUCAGCACUUACCCAAGAACAUAUAACCUUCUGCACGCGGACCAUCUGUUCUCAAAGCUCAAAAAGAGAUGCAAAUUGUUGGCAGUUUUUGCCGAGGUUGACCGAGUAUUGAGGCCGGAAGGCAAACUGAUUGUGAGGGAUAACGCAGAGACAAUAACCGAAUUGGAAAACAUGGCGAAGUCCCUGCAGUGGGAGGUGCGCAUGACUUACACCAAGGGUAAUGAGGGCUUGCUCUGCGUUGAGAAGUCGAUAUGGCGGCCCAAGGAGGUUGAAGCAAGCAUGUGAAAUAUAUGUUGAAGAAAACUGUUACUGGUUAGGGUAAAUUAGACGAAUUUUAGCUCUAGAUAUGCUUAUGAUUCUUAUUGGUGCUCAAAAGACAAGCUUUGGGCCUCCUUUAUUACAAAUUGUGGAGGAAAGAAUGGAGGAAUUAAAUCCAAAGGAAAAAUUCCUAUAAGUGCCCUUUGGAUGAUAGGAUUGGUGCAAAGGAAUUUCAUAGGAUAAGAAGAUUUCCUCCAUAUUUUGAAGGAAUUCUAGCAUGAGCUCUAACCACAUGUUUCCAGUUC
This is a messenger RNA of Phragmites australis (common reed), 2957 nucleotides long. RefSeq names its product probable methyltransferase PMT26. The transcript is spliced from 9 exons. The record is from RefSeq and is a predicted model, not a curated record. Gene Ontology annotation, cellular component: endosome; cytoplasm; trans-Golgi network. Bases 280 to 2679 code for a protein of 799 amino acids. Lineage: Eukaryota; Viridiplantae; Streptophyta; Magnoliopsida; Poales; Poaceae. Gene Ontology annotation, molecular function: methyltransferase activity.